Drosophila novamexicana is the source of this 1158-nucleotide messenger RNA. RefSeq names its product sialic acid synthase (gene NANS). Gene Ontology annotation, molecular function: N-acylneuraminate-9-phosphate synthase activity. NCBI's taxonomy places the organism in Eukaryota, Metazoa, Arthropoda, Insecta, Diptera, Drosophilidae. The transcript has 3 exons. The record is from RefSeq and is a predicted model, not a curated record. Bases 1 to 1158 code for a protein of 385 amino acids. Gene Ontology annotation, biological process: carbohydrate biosynthetic process.
AUGGCUCUAAUUCGCCUGUUAAAAAUGUUGCUCGAAAUUAUUACUAAAAAGAAAUGUAAUGAGGUAUAUUUAAUUGCGGAAAUUGGCCAAAAUCAUCAGGGAUGUCUUGAAACUGCUAAAGCGAUGAUACUAGAAGCAAAAAAAGCGGGAUGCAAUUGUGUAAAAUUUCAAAAAUCAGAUUUGAAAUCGAAGUUCACCCGUUCCGCCCUUAAUCGAGCAUAUGAAAGCAAAAACUCUUGGGGUAAAACCUACGGAGAACAUAAGCAAUUUCUUGAAUUUUCCAAGGAGCAGUAUCAGCAGCUGCAAGCAUAUAGUAAUGAAAUUAAAAUUGAUUUCACUGCAUCUGCUAUGGAUGAGCCGUCUUUGGAUUUCCUCGUUGAUUUGAAGGUACCCUUUAUUAAGAUUGGUUCGGGAGAUGCGAACAAUUUUCCACUCCUGACAAAAGCUGCAAGUCUCAACAUACCUUUAGUAAUAUCGACCGGAAUGCAAACCAUGCAAACUGUUGAUAAGAUCGUAGAAAUUAUGAAGCAAGCGGGCAACAAUCGGUACGCGUUGAUGCACUGCGUCUCUGCCUAUCCGACUCCACCGAAUGACUGCAAUUUACAAAUGAUCGCAACACUAAUGCGACGUUAUCCCAAUGUUGCCAUUGGAUACUCUGGGCAUGAGCUGGGUGUACGCAUCACGGAGGCAGCUAUAUUGACUGGAGCUAGGAUAGUUGAGCGACACUUUACACUGGACAAGAACCAGAAAGGCUCAGAUCACCGCUGCUCUCUUGAUCCCAGCGAAAUGUGGUCGCUGGUCCGCUUCAUAAAUGAAUUUAAGCAUAACGCAUAUAUUUCCACCCCUGGCCUCAGUGCUGAUCAAGUGGUUACAAUCUUGGGUGGGGGAAAGCAGUUGGAGCAAGCACUACAAGAAGGUAAGGGAAAGGAGAAGGUUAUUUUAGAGAGCGAACUGCCUUGUCGCCUCAAAUUGGGUAAAUCAAUUGUGGCUGCACGAAGUCUGGACGUUAGGCAAACAAUUCAAGCGGCCGAUUUAGCAAUUAAAGUCAGCGAGCCGUCGGGUAUUUCUGCAGAAAAAUAUUUUGAUAUAAUUGGCAUGAGGCUAAAGGACAGUGUCAAUGAAGAUGAGCCCAUAACUGAGAAUAUGCUGAUACCAUAA